Fonticula alba is the source of this 399-nucleotide messenger RNA. RefSeq lists its product as hypothetical. The record is from RefSeq and is a predicted model, not a curated record. Lineage: Eukaryota; Rotosphaerida; Fonticulaceae. The transcript has 4 exons. The coding region runs from base 1 to 399 and encodes 132 amino acids.
AUGUCUUCCACUGAUGCUGACCAGCUGCUGGACGACUUUCUCCAAUCGGUCGAGGGCGUCCACGAGGCCAUCUCGCCGCUGCUCGGCGUGUCGCCACUCAUCCGGUCCGAGGCCCUCAGCACGCAGACUGGCCUGGAGGUUUUCCUCAAGUGCGAGAACCAGAUGCCCGCCACCAUGAAGCCCGCCACCAAGUUCUUCGACCUGAAGCUCAUCGAGGUCCUCCCCUGGGUCGCCCGCAAGCUCAACCCCAACACCUCUUGCAACUCCCUGAAGGCCAUCGUCAGCAACCCCAACCGCUUCAGCACCAUGCGCCCCUUCUACGGCUUCAUCUUCACCACUCUGGCCUUCGGCUACUGGCUCGGCCAUGACCACCACGAGAAGAACGCCAUCUACCACUAA